UUCUAUUGUGGUGUACCCUUAGGACUCAACUACUCUGUAUUCGAAUCCUCUUGUUUUUAUCUCUGUAAACCAACACGAAUCAAAAAUGGAGAUCAGUUUCUUUCUUCUUCUCACCCUCUUGUUAUUAGGAACAAAUUAUUCAUCAGCUACUGUGUUCAGAGUUGAAAACAGUUGCAGCUACACAGUCUGGCCCGGAACGCUCUCGGGAAACGGAGCCGCCCUAGGCCAGGGCGGCUUCGCGUUAUCUCCAGGACAGUCGCUGUCAUUAACAGCGCCUCCUGGAUGGUCCGGCCGCUUCUGGGGCCGGACUGACUGCACAUUUGACAAUGCAGGCGCUGGUAAAUGUGUCACCGGGGACUGCCCCGGAGGCCUAAAGUGCACGGGGGGUGGCGCACCUCCGGCCACACUAGUGGAAUUUACGCUUGCUGGAGGCAACAGUGACAAGGACUUUUACGACGUGAGUCUUGUGGACGGGUACAAUGUUGGAAUGGGAGUGAGGCCAGAGGCUGGCACCGGGGAUUGUCAGUAUGCGGGGUGUGUCAGGGAUUUGAAUGAGAAUUGUCCUGCGGAGUUACAGGUGGCUGGGGGAGGAAAGACUGUGGCCUGUAAGAGUGCGUGUUUGGCGUUUAAUGCACCGGAGUAUUGCUGUACAGGGGAUCACGGGACGCCUCAGACGUGUUCGCCAACAAAGUAUUCGGCAUUGUUUAAAAGUGCUUGUCCGAGUGCAUAUAGUUAUGCUUAUGAUGAUGCGUCCAGCACCUGUACCUGUGCUGGCACCGAUUAUCUGAUCACUUUUUGUCCAAAAACAUAACUGUAUGAUCAUGGCUACAUCACAAAUUCAUAUUAACUGCUUA
Molecule: messenger RNA, 854 nt
Organism: Daucus carota subsp. sativus
Lineage: Eukaryota; Viridiplantae; Streptophyta; Magnoliopsida; Apiales; Apiaceae
Product: pathogenesis-related thaumatin-like protein 3.5
Exons: 2
Coding region: 86-811 (241 amino acids)
Biological process (GO): defense response
Cellular component (GO): extracellular region
Source: RefSeq, a predicted model, not a curated record